Catharus ustulatus (Swainson's thrush) is the source of this 788-nucleotide messenger RNA. RefSeq names its product troponin C2, fast skeletal type (gene TNNC2). Gene Ontology annotation, molecular function: calcium ion binding. NCBI's taxonomy places the organism in Eukaryota, Metazoa, Chordata, Aves, Passeriformes, Turdidae. The record is from RefSeq and is a predicted model, not a curated record. Bases 134 to 637 code for a protein of 167 amino acids. Gene Ontology annotation, cellular component: myosin II complex. The transcript is spliced from 6 exons.
UCGGGAUCAGCGGCUGCGGCACCGCCCGGGACUCUCGGAUCAGGGUCUGGGCUCAGUCUGGCGCUGCCCGCAGCCCCUGCCUGGGAACCGACCCCGCCCUUCGCAGUCUCGGCUCCUCUGUCCCCUGUCCGGGAUGUCCUGGUCGGGCGAGCUCCGGACGGACCAGCAGGCAGAAGCCCGUGCCUUCCUCAGCGAGGAGAUGAUUGCGGAGUUCAAAGCCGCCUUUGACAUGUUUGAUGCUGAUGGCGGUGGAGACAUCAGCACCAAGGAGCUGGGAACAGUGAUGAGAAUGCUGGGCCAGAACCCCACCAAAGAGGAGUUGGAUGCCAUCAUUGAGGAGGUGGACGAGGAUGGCAGCGGCACCAUCGACUUCGAGGAGUUCCUGGUCAUGAUGGUGCGCCAGAUGAAAGAGGAUGCCAAAGGCAAGUCUGAGGAGGAGUUGGCCAACUGCUUCCGCAUCUUUGACCGGAAUGCGGAUGGGUUCAUUGACAUUGAGGAGCUGGGUGAGAUCCUGAGAGCCACCGGAGAGCCUGUCACUGAUGAGGACAUAGAGGACAUGAUGAAGGACUCCGACAAGAACAAUGACGGUCGCAUCGACUUUGAUGAGUUCCUGAAGAUGAUGGAGGGUGUGCAGUAAGGGACCAGACAUUCCUCAGGCUGGCUGCUGCACCCAGCCCUGCUCCCCUGCUGUCCAGGGAGCAGCAGCUCCACAGCAGCUGGCCUCUCAGCGCUGGCUGGGACCUUGCUCUGUGCCGGGGUCCCAGUCUCAUCUCACCACCGGCGGCUGA